AUGUCCGCCUCGAAACCCACAAUCAUCCUCGUCCACGGCGCGUGGCACUCGCCUGAGCAUUUCCGUCCGUUGGAGCAGGCACUCAAUUCACCACCACCACCACCACCACCAUCAUCAUCUCCUUCCGGUGGUUACAAAACCAUCUCACCGUGGCUACCGAGCAUGCACUACACCCGCCUGGGCCUGCCCCCUCCAUCAAACAUCGCCGACGACAUCGCCGCGAUUCGUCAGGCCAUCGUCUCCGAAUUGACGUCCCACCCGACCACCAACGUCGUGGUGCUCUCGCAUUCGUACGGCACCGUACCAGCCACCGCGGCGCUCGAGGGACUCGACAUGGCGACGCGCGCACGGGUUGGCCAUGACAACGGCGUGACUGCGCACUUGAUCAUCUCGGGCCUCCUCGCGCCCGCGGGGACCUCUCUCCUAGACUGGGGCGGCGGGCAAGUUCCACCGACGAUGGUCUUGUCAACGGUUCCGGUUCCUUUGUCUUCGUCCGGAGGAGAUAAAACUGGUUGCGUCGAGAAGGGGGAUAGGGAAGUCAAGGUCUGCACGCCCGUCAAGGACCCCGGUCCGGUCGCGCUGUUCUAUCACGAUCUCGCCGAGCGGGAUGCGCGUGCCGCUGAACACUACGCGAGUCUGUGCGUGCCGCAGGUCUGGGCCGUGCAGGAGACGGUCGUGCCGUUUGCGCCGUGGAGUCCACCCCGUUUAGAGACGGAGAUAAAAUCAAAGACAGAAUCUCCAUCGGAAACUCCAUCGAAGAUAGACUCCCAGACCCAGUCCCAGUCAGGACAAAUAUCAAACCCAGGUUCAGACUCCAAUACGGAAACGGGUACGGCUACGGCUACGGGGAUAGGUAUGGACAUACACUAUCUCGUCUGCGAAGAUGACCGGGCCCUCCCAGCGGCGAUCCAGCGGGUCAUGAUCGACGGCGCCGACAAGGGCAUAAAGGCGCACCACCACCACCAUCACCCUUUGUCGAGAGCCGAAGGGUCCAAAAUCCACGUCACAGCGAUCAACAGCGGACAUUGUCCGUUUUUGAGCCGCGUGGACGAGACGGCGCGGUGGUAG
Messenger RNA from Fonsecaea monophora, 1068 nucleotides. RefSeq lists its product as hypothetical. Bases 1 to 1068 code for a protein of 355 amino acids. NCBI's taxonomy places the organism in Eukaryota, Fungi, Ascomycota, Eurotiomycetes, Chaetothyriales, Herpotrichiellaceae. The record is from RefSeq and is a predicted model, not a curated record. The transcript is spliced from 2 exons.